CAGCAAGACAGCCCCCCUCCUCCUGUCUCAUUAGGAGAUUUGAUUCGGCUUGGCUCCUGCUGUCAGCAGCUGUCUGGGGCAAGAUCUUUAUGCUCUCUGCUCCCUGAGCAGCAACCAGCCUUCAGCCAGCAGCACAACUCAUUAGAAGCAGGCCCCCUGGACACUUGAUUUUCAGCUCAUUGGUGGCCGGCUGGAAAGAGUUAAUACGAACGGCUCCGCUGCCCCCCUGCCCAGCCUCUGGGUGCAGAGGGAGGCAGCUCUGGGUUGUGGGGACUUCUCCCUGAGCUGCUGCCAAAGGACCAGGGGAGCAGCUUAGUGAAGCUGAGGAGGAAGAGCUCAGUAACCCGCAGCCUCGCUGACCAUCCUGUUGGCCAAACCCCGAAGACCAUGAGGACCGGUCAAAGGCGGAACAAAGGGAUGAGGACUCGACUGGGAUGCCUGUCUCACAAGUCAGACUCGUGUAGCGAUUUUACAGCGAUUCUUCCCGACAAACCCAACCGUGCUCUGAAGAGACUAUCCACGGAAGAAGCUACGAGGUGGGCUGAUUCCUUUGAUGUGCUUCUCUCCCAUAAGUGUGGGGUGGCUGCAUUCCGGGCCUUCCUGAAGACGGAGUUCAGCGAGGAGAACCUGGAGUUCUGGCUGGCCUGUGAGGAGUACAAGAAGACCAGGUCAACUGCAAAACUGGUCUCCAAGGCCCAUAGGAUCUUUGAGGAAUUUGUGGAUGUGCAGGCUCCGAGGGAGGUAAACAUAGACUUCCAGACCCGAGAAGCCACACGGAAGAACAUGGAAGAGCCGUCCCUGACUUGCUUUGACCAGGCCCAGGGGAAAGUACACAGCCUCAUGGAGAAAGACUCGUACCCCAGGUUCCUGAGGUCCAAAAUGUACUUAGAUUUGCUGUCCCAAAGCCAGAGGAGGCUCAGUUAGACCUCAGAUGGGGCCUCUCGGAGAUCAUCAGCUUUCCCCGCCCCCUGCUGCCAAGACUCAUCUUCUAACGUGAAAUGUCAUAGGUUGGGAGGCUGGGGGUGAGGAGGGGAUGAAGGGCCGUUCCAACGUGGGAUCUAGUCACCAGAACUGGGGCCCUGUUGCAUUUAUCCCCUUUUGUGUUUUGGUUCGUGAAAGCACCCUGCUGCAGUCACCCUUCACUGCAUCAGCAACUUGUCCUCCAUAACGCCUUGGGUCAUCUCCACUGAGAAGGCAGAUUUACUAGGCCGGGCUCAUCUGUAAAUAAUGCAAAUGCAAUUUCCACCCCUUCUACAUCCUCCUCGGUUAGGACUCCUGACUCCCUAACGUCCUAUACCCUGGUGAGGAAUAGUUAGAAAACUGGCUCCCAGUUGUGAUUUGCUAUCACAGUGUAAUGGCCAGUUGCAGGUGCUGGGACCUCACAGUUUAGGAAAGAGGUCCCUGUGGAAUCCUGGGUUUUCUAGCAUUGUCAUUGACAGAUGGCUCCUGGGAGAAAGUGCAAACUCCAUGGAGUUGGCUCUUUCUUCCAUUUCCACAGGACCCGUGUGAAAAGCUGUGCUCACUGCCCAUCUUAGUCUUAGAAAUUCACAAGACUCCCCUAACCUUGCAAGACCCUUCCAGAAAGGGUCUUGGAAGAUGUCCUUCACGACUUCUGAUGUGGAGCUGCUAUGAAGAAAGAUACAGCUUGCAAAUCUUCCUCAAUUCUACCAAGAAGUUUUUCAGAAAAUGGACCAUCAGGAAAUGUAGUACCAGUGGACUUUUGUGCAAUGGGGCACCAUAUAACCUUCCUGCUGCUUAAUGUAGUCUCUGCCCUCGCCCCCCUAUGGCAUCAUAUAUCACUGAUCUCUUAGAAUGACAGACAGCUUGGCAAAGGGAGGAGAAUUCCCAUAGCACAGACAGCUCUCAUGGUGCCUACUCCUUUCCCUGUCUCUCUCCAUCCGCCUUCCAUGCAGGUCAUGCAAUUAUGAUGGGAGAGAAUGGGAACUUCGGCUACAAUUCUCUUUCUAGCUUGCUUCCUGGGAGCAUGCUUUCGUAGAACGGUCCUUCUCGUGAGGGCCUCCUGGGCUAUUCAGCAGCUUCCGUCUUGAUCUCUGACAUUUUGGGAUUGCACAUGAGGCUAAGAAGAUCACUGUGAACAUCUGGUUGUGGAGGAACUUCCUAAAAUGCUUUCAUGGCGUCCUGGGGCUGCUCUUGGAAAUGGGCCAGGAAACUCUGUCUUGGAGGAUGAAUGAGGUGCAUGGAACCUCCUCUAGCGGCCCAAGACAAAGCUGACUUUGCCACAAGACUGCAGUGCCAAGGAAGUGAGUUCUCAGCAGGGAGACCAGAAAGUGGAAGAGGACCACGAAGAGGCUGGCCUCCUGGUAGACUGAAUCACAGAGAAUGUGCUGGAGGAGCUAUUGGGAUAAUGCCCAGCUGAUGGAUUUGGAUUCAUGGCAGAUCUUCAAAACUUUCAGCUUGACUCAACGUAACAGCACCUGAUUAGGCAUAAACUGUAGCGUGCAGGUCACAGAAUGGGGCUGAAGCAUUCUCCUCUUAAGGGAAAUGAUGGGCCUUUUUAAAUAUGCAGGGCUUCCAGUGUUUGCAUCCCUGUCCAAUGACUUUAUGAAUCCCUUCCUUCCUUGGCUGCAGUUAGACGAGGCCAAGAAAGCUCUUGAGUCCCAUCGAUGUUGGGCCCGCUGCCCUGCCAUGGCCCAUUGUAUCUAUGGGUGAUGGUUUGUGUGUCUAUAUGAACCACCAAGGUUCAUGCCUCCUAGUUCAUGUGAAGAGACCUGUGGAAUUUCACGUUCAAGCACUCUGAAGCCUCAAAUGGGUGUUCCUAGUUAGAUCAGGUAGUAUUCCCCUGCCCCCACGGGUAAAAAAAAAAACAACACAAAAAACCAUCCUUAGCUAAAGCUGCCAGAAUUAGUUUAAUGAUCAAAUUCUCAAACAGGGUAUUUUAAACAUUGUUUACAUACGAAAUGUACAUCUGCUGCCAACUGUACUGUCGAAACGCGGUGCAUACAAAUGGGAACUGCACGGAGUUAUGGUAAUAGGAAACAUCCUAAGAGGGGCCUUUUUACCACUUCCAUUCUCCCCAGGAGAAAAGUCUGAACAAGAGUGUUGUGCGGUGGCUUCACUGGGGGCCUCGAGUUCCUGCCAACUAUUGGUGAAAUGAAGGUUACAGACGUUGGUGUCAUGAUGCCUGGUGACUUCCUCCCAUAACGGGGAGGUGUGAAGGACCGAGCUUGGGUACCCUGAAUUUUGCCGCUAAGUGAGGGUAUGUGGGCUGUGUGUAGAGAAAUGUGAUAGCUGUAUUUAUGGUACUCCCAUGGAGUGGGGUGUGUGUGUGUGUGUGUGUGUGUGUGUGUGUGUGUGUGUGUGUGACAACUGUGAGCAUUAAACUAGUGACCACUGACAUGAUCUUCCCGUGGGGUGGAGCUGUCCUCAUACCUUCAUGUCCUGCUUCCCACAAAAGGCACAGAGCCCUCUGCUCUCAUGGCUCCUUUCAGACACUUUGGUCAUGCCAACCCACAUUUUGGUCUGUGACAGAAGAGAAAUGUUUACAACAUCUAGAGCAAUAUCCAAGCAUACCUCAUCCCUGACCUCUCCCAUAGCCCUUAUCGCUUCGUUCGCUGGGUCACCCGCAGGUGCCACUUCUUCCAUUUAAUGUCUUCCUUCGCUCCUCAUGCCAGCUUGUGCUGGGGCCUGCCUCGUGGGCUCGGGGCUUGCCCUGUGCCUGAGACCCUUGAAGACCCAGGACAAGCCAGGGCAGUAGGCCAGACACAGCUGUGACUUUGAGGACUGUUCUCCACCCUGAGCGGCCUUUCGGCCCCACUUGAUCGUUAAGCUGUUUGGGGGCUGGUGUAGAAUGUCCUGUUGCCCUUGGCAAACCAAAUAGAACACGAUCAAUGACCACCAUUCACAGCCCCGGAUGCCUAAGCUGAGAGGAAGUGUCCUCUGAGCAGUCUUUAUUAUUAAACUUGAACAUCCAGGAACCUCCCCGCCCCCCCCCCCGCCCCCCAGAAAACCUGUUACAAGUGCUAACAAGUGCUAAUUCCCAGGGCUCACAUCCAGAGAGGCUGAUCCAACAGACCUGGGGUGGGACCCAGAAGUCUGCGUUUCUAAUAAGCUCCCGGGUGCGUAUACUUGGAAUAAAGACCGUGAUCUAAGGCAGCGGUUCUCACCCUUGGCUGCUCAUCGCAGUCACCUAGGGAGUUAGUUGUAACAACCAAGUGUCCAGGUCCCACCGCAGAACAGCUUGGGAUGCGGACCCAAGGGAUCACCCCACAGGUAGAUCAAUGUGCAGAUGAAGUUAGGAAGCUAGGGCCCCAGGCGGAACACAGCUGAGCUGAAAACACAGGUGUGUGGACCCAGAGGACUGGAGCACACCCAGAUGCAAAUAGCAGUGACCGGGAACCUUCCAGCCCUGAGUUGGACUAUUGGGGUGGCUGCCUCUGUGCCCUUUCAGUCAGACUUGCCCCUUUGAGAUACAAAUGCCACAUGUUUCUGCCCCAGCUACAUGCAUUGUUGGGCAGCAGGUAUGCCAACAACGGGGGCUGAGGGGGGCUUGAUUAAGAGUUUUUGCCACACCUCCCCGUCUUACUCAGAGUGCUUCCUCCAAGCUGGCCUCCUGGGCUCCCUCACCGCCUCCAUUUGUUUUCAUGUACUCCUGUGUUUGGCCAUUUCAUGUUAGGCUGUGCCUCUGUCCCCAAGGCCAUGUGACAUGGUAGUGGGAACUCAGGUAGUAGGUUAAGGUGUGUGAUAGUAAUAAUAGCGGUAGCACAACAACUUCCAAAUGCCUCAGAGGAGGGUGUCACAUCCUGGGAAUGCUAAGAUCUUUGAGGCUUUCUUCUCCAAGGCCACGGUGGGGUUUGGGUUCCUGCUCUAAGCCCUCACACCAUUUCCUCUUUCAUCUCAGGCGGGGUGGGCAGCCGGAAAGUUCCUAGUUGAUUUUAGUCUCUGGUGCUCUCCCCAGUCCUUGCUGCUCUCAAUCAACGGAAGCUGUGGAAUGGUGUCCUGCCCAGGCUGCAGGCUGGGCCUCCGGCCUCUGAGUACAGAUCCUGGGGCGUCUCCUAUGCACAGGGAGGUGUCCGGGCACUCCAGGGCCUGGGCUGUGAGGGGAAGGCGUGAACCCCAUUGGGCUGAGAGCCUGGGGAGGGUGAAGUGGGGUAGACGGAGGAGGAAGGAGCAGGAGGAAGAGACAGCCGGCAGUGCGGUGCCUGCUUCUCCAUGAACCAGAAACAGGAGGUGAUGGGGGGCACGCUCAGAGGCCGGAUGGUCUCCCACCCACAGGAGUGCCCGGAACUCUCCCAGCCCCGUCUGUGCCCACUUCCAAGCAAAGCAGGAGAAACACGGCUUUCCAUUCAAGGCUGUCCUUCCAUCGGCCAAUGUCAGCCCUCUUUAAAGCUGUAUCCCUCUGGGUUGGAAGGAAGAGAGGUGGCAAAGACACCCCUGUGAUCAAGAGCCUGUGCCACUUGGCAUGAGACCGUGGAGGAAGAACCCAAGAGAAAGAAUGUCUUCCUGUCCCUGUGGCCUCUCAGGACUCCACAAGAUGGUGGACCCAGUGGGAGACUAGGGGCUGGGGCCACGGGCCUUCCCAGGUUUGGGGUCCAGGUCCUGUCAGUCAGCUUUCCCCUUCUGGAUUCUGACUCCCUUUUGCCCCUUCUGCUCCCUCUCCUCUGCCAGGUGCAGAAAAGGUGGCUGGUCUUGGUGUGCGCUCUCCAACCACGGUAGCAUUAGCUGAGUCACGCGGCGUGCACGACCGAUUUGUAGCAGCUCAUCUGCCAUAUAAACCGCUUGGCUGAUGGAGUCCUCAUCAAGUUGUUUCAUUACCAUGCAAAGUGGAAUAAUGUCAUUCACCUUGACUAUAAACAAGGCUGUGAGACGUAAUAAACAGAUCCUGAACACGCUGCCCUCUGCUCUCUGCCCACA
Molecule: messenger RNA, 5871 nt
Organism: Hipposideros armiger (great roundleaf bat)
Lineage: Eukaryota; Metazoa; Chordata; Mammalia; Chiroptera; Hipposideridae
Gene: RGS8
Product: regulator of G protein signaling 8
Exons: 6
Coding region: 388-924 (178 amino acids)
Source: RefSeq, a predicted model, not a curated record